CAAAAACAGAUACGUAACAAAAUAAAACAUUUAAAAUUUUAUACACCUCUAAUCUAUUAAAAAUUAUUACAAAUACCAUUUCUUUCCUUUAAUUCUAUCGACACAGUAUUUAAAAAUGGACGAAAUGGAAAAUGAACUGGAAAGAAAUAGAUCUAAGGAUCGGAGUCCAUCACCUGGGGUAAAGUCUACAGCUGUAGUCAAGUACACAGCAUUCCAAAGUCCUGUUGGAUAUGCUCGAUUACAAUGUAACACAGAUCUAAAUCUGCCCCCAUCUAAUUGGGGUGCAGCUAUCGAUUCUUAUGGUCUAAAACAGAUAUUAACUGAAAGCACAGGGUUAUCCAGUUUUCGUAUGGCACAUAUGUUUCCGGACUCUGUUGGAGAGGUGGAUGUCAUAUCAGGUGCUGAGUGUAUAAAGAAGCUUCUGAAAUUACCAUAUCAUUCAAACGCCACGGUAAGCAUGAUGGUCCACCGCGUUGAGAACACCCUGUUAUUGGACGACUUUGAUGUAUAUGACUAUCUGAGGAAGACAGAAUGGUCCUGGCUAAAGGACUUUUUCUACGAGAACAUAUUAAAGACAAUGUCUGAACAGGAGCGCAUGAAGCUGUCACUGGCUCCAGGUCCCAGUUCAGCACUCCAACUGACACACAAGUUCCUGUCGCAUAGUGUCACGGAGCCCGUUCCUCCUGCAUCUUCCACACCCGCCGCAUUGCCCGUGCCCGUGUGUAUCGCUGGGCCAUUUUUACCUGAACCAGAGACUAAGCAUGAAGAACCACCGACCGAGCACCUUUAUAAUAGAAACGUACUUUGGACCUUUGAAGACAUUCAUAUGCUCAUUGGGAGCGAUCUACCUAUCUUUGGAGACAAGGACCGACCCUGCGUCAGUCUACGUUUAAGGGACGCGAGAGAACCAAUAAAUGUUCUGACUGGUAUCGACUAUUGGCUCGAUAACUUGAUGUGCAACGUCCCGGAGGUCCUAAUGUGUUACCAUCUCGACGGAAUAGUUCAGAAAUACGAGCCCAUGAAGACGGAGGAUUUGCCUACUAUGGAAAAUUCUAGAUUCUCACCCAAAGUGAUUAGAAAUGUUGCACAGAAUAUACUUUCGUUUUUAAAAGCUAAUGUUACGAAAGCAGGACACACAUAUUGGUUAUUUAAAGGCCCACAUGAUGACAUAGUGAAAUUGUAUGAUCUGUCGUCUUUAUGUCCUGAUAGUUUGGACAAUUCGUUUACAACCCCAGUUGCUAUGUUGCUGUAUAGGGUAGCAAGGAAUAUGAGGUUAAUGAAUAGAACUAGACAUGUGAAGCAGUUGUUGGAACAUGUUAUUGAGUUGUUGAAGAUGGAAAGACACCCGCAGAUCGUGGCAUCAUCCCAUUAUAUGUUAUCUGACCUGUAUGUGCCAGCAACAACAAACCCAGCAUGUCCAGACUUUAAAGAUGAGAGUUCAGACUCCGAUGAAGAAUCCGAUUACAAAUGCGAAUUUGCUCAAGAAGUAUCAAGUGAGCAUGAAGAAACUACCUCAGAUCAAUAUACAACUGAAUUUGCCUACAAAAGCGAUAAUGGAGCAUCUGACAAACCAUCUGCAAGCAAAGGAACCAGACCUCGUAAAAGAUUUUCAGAUGGUGGAAGGGAAGCAAAGGAAAGUUCCGAGAAAGAUAGCGAGAGUGAGGCUGACAGCAAAAUUCUUGCGGUUCAGAUUCGUGGACUAGCUCUAAGAGACAUCGGGGAUCGAGUUAGGCAUGACAUGGGUGGGAGCAGACGGCGACGAGCGCGGGGGCGCGGGGAGAGGUCCGGCGAGCAGUCCUCCGCAACAGAAGACGUGCCGGCUCGCUGCGGACACGCCCUCGACCACGCGCUGCGGGGGCUACUAGCUCUACACAGUGUCACCAUACACAACAACAAGGAAGAAGAACGCGAAAGAUUGAGACAGCAAAUAAUAGUUGAAGAACAGCACCCUAAAAUGGCGAACCCAUACGAGCCUAUCAAAAUGGAAUACGAGACUAUAAAUAAGGAGAAAGAAACCAAAGAACAUACAUCUAGAAGCCGGCGAAGAAGGCGAGAAAGGAAAACCACUGACAAAUCCGAAAAUUGCCUUAUAGAGACCACAUCGAACAUAGACAAGAAUGCUAUAUUGAUUCGCAAAGAUAAGAAUACGUACCCAACAUGGCAAGAGCCGAAUAGAGAUGAUAAUUUCGCUUGGAAAUUGCACUUGAAAACGUUGUUAUAUGAAAAGAUAUGUUUGGCUUACGCGACAUUAGCUGAAUAUAGUUAUUCUAAUGGGCAAUAUGGUUUCUCUUUAAAAUACAUAGAUAUGGCGAGCAAAUGUCAGAAAUUAUUAAGUAAUAUGAUUAUAAAAAGUAGAGUAGUUGAUCCUGGAUGUCUUAUAGGACGAAUUGGGGAUAACUUUUUCCAGAUAAGCAAACAUUGGCACAGAUUGGAACAGUAUAAGAAGCAGUUUGAGACUUACCAUGAUAUAGACAGUAAGUUGAGACUGGAGAUAGAGAAUGAUAUGGCAGAAGAGGUAGAUGGUGUUGCGGGUGACGAAUUUGAUCUUGACAUAUCCCUGCCUAGCGGCGAGACGGACUCGAUGUUGCGGUCGUGUGCGUACUACCGGCGGGCCGCGGCCGCCGCCUGCGACAAGCGCGGCGAGCUGCUGCGGCGACUCGCCUCCGUCAACAACGAGCUGGCCGUCCGCUACAUGAACGACGCGCAACAGAUCUACCUACAAUACACAGAGGAGGAUGAUCAAAACUCAGAUAAGGCAAAAGUUCUAAUGAAACAGUUCUCAACACUGUCUCAGCAUUCUUGCGAAUGCCUGGAGGAGGCGACCGGAAUAUUCCAACAAGUGAAUGAUGUACCAAACCUCGCGCUACUCUACUGCAACAAGGGACGGUAUAUGAGGUUUAAGGCGUAUUGUGACCAAGGGGGCUUUGGACCAGAAAAACGUAGUCUGUAUAAUAAAGCUGAGGAAUUGUAUACAACUGCCAUAAAAUUGUUGGGACCGCGAGAGACGUGCGGCGCCGCGUCCAUCUGGGAUCUGGUGGCCUGGGAGCUCUCCUGCCAUCUCUACACCAAGGCGGUACUGAUGCAGGACUGUACUGUCGGCGUACCCCCCACCCCGUCGGAGGUGGCGGAUGCGCUGAAGCAAGCACUGAAGCAGUGCGUAGUGGGCGGCGGACCGCGACAACAUCUCUACCAGUUUCGGGCGGCACUUUUGCAUCAUCGCCUGGCUUCGCUACAUCAUGCACAAUACAGGAUAACGCAGGAAGACGGUCCCAAGCGACGCACUCUACUGAAUGCAACACGCACCAACUACGAACUCGCGGCAAAUAUGUUCGCAAGUCUGGAGGACGCGAGUAUGUUCCUCACAGUACAGAUGGAGCAUGUCGCCGUGCUAGAGACGCAAGCCGCAUUAUCACCAAAUGUAAAAUUGAAGUCUCUUCAAACUGCCAUCCAACUACUACGUCAAUCCCACUCUAUCAUGAAGCUGAUGAAAGAUAGAGAUCCAGAAGAACAGAAAGAUGCAAAACCAGAAGACGGCGACGAGAAAAACGUCAAAAGCGAAAAUGGCCUGCUAACACUGUAUGAGGCUAGAUUACAUUUUAUAUUAAAAAGUAUCAUACAAUAUUGUAGGUCUAAGUCUAAUAAAGAUUACGAGAAAAUGACGGACAUGUACAAGAAAUUGUAUUGUUGUAGUCUUAAAAUAAAAAAGGAUAAAGAUAUCCGUUUAUAUGCAGCUAGUCUAUGUGAUGUAUUGACAGCUAUGGAUGAUAUAAGUAAAGAAUUCGAGUAAGGAUUACUAAAUAUUAGACCUGUACACAGCAUUCUAACAAAACUAAGCAACACAUUCACAUGUAUACCUUGCUUUUGUUUAUAUUAUUCGUAUGGUAUGAUAAUGACAUGUACAGGCGUAUAUGAAACAAACUUGUUUCAUACAUGUCUAAAGUAUAAUACAU
Molecule: messenger RNA, 3950 nt
Organism: Achroia grisella
Lineage: Eukaryota; Metazoa; Arthropoda; Insecta; Lepidoptera; Pyralidae
Product: erythroid differentiation-related factor 1
Exons: 15
Coding region: 116-3787 (1223 amino acids)
Biological process (GO): positive regulation of DNA-templated transcription
Source: RefSeq, a predicted model, not a curated record